Messenger RNA from Lactuca sativa (garden lettuce), 432 nucleotides. Lineage: Eukaryota; Viridiplantae; Streptophyta; Magnoliopsida; Asterales; Asteraceae. The record is from RefSeq and is a predicted model, not a curated record.
AUGCUGAGUUGGAUCCUGUUUAUGACUCGAACUACCCUCCUCUUACAAAAUGGACAAAGGAUUAUCCUAAAACGCAAAAAAAUUGGUGAAUCGUCUAAGCGAGUUCUCACACGCUCUCAACUUAAAGCAAAACAAAUUGUUUUGUUCUCACAAGUUGAAUAUUGUAUGUUUAAUUCGUUUGUCUCCAAGAUUGAAACAAAGACAAUGAAUGCUACCAUUGAUCACUCUGAUUGGGUGCUAGCAAUGCAAGACGAAAUCCAUGAUUUUGAACGUAAUCGUGUUUGGAGGCUGAUUCCCACACCAAAGGAUGCAUCGGUGGUUGGUUUGAAAUGGGUAUUCAGGAAUAAGCUUGAAAAAGAAGGUAAUGUAAUUCGCAACAAAGCGAGACUUGUGGUAAAAGGUUACUUUCAGGAAAAAGGGAUAGAUUAUUAG